Molecule: messenger RNA, 1604 nt
Organism: Zychaea mexicana
Lineage: Eukaryota; Fungi; Mucoromycota; Mucoromycetes; Mucorales; Lichtheimiaceae
Product: nuclear protein 96-domain-containing protein
Exons: 4
Coding region: 70-1428 (452 amino acids)
Source: RefSeq, a predicted model, not a curated record
AAGCAUAAACGCUCUGUCUUCUGCCGCCCUCUCUGUCAUCUUUUCCUUUUCUCAUAUCCGACUUUCUCCAUGUUGUCUCCUACUGCGAAAAAGCGUUCUCAUUCAGAAGAUACCGCUGUUGAAGAGGCCUGUCAUCAAAAGAAAACAAAGAUUUUGGAUAGUCCAACUUCGUUACCUUACGAAUCCGAUUCUUCGCUGUCGCCACAGCCGUCUAAUGAUUGCAGCAAUUUCGAAAAGCCGCUUACAACGACAGAAAAGAAACGAAAUAAGCGUCGAACACUUUACGCGUCUACGUUGGAACUAGUCAAGAACGACACCACAGUUAAAACGCUAAAUCGAAUUCCAUACGCAAAACUUAAGGCGAAUGCACAGUGGUCAACCUACUUGAACCUUCCGGAUUUUGCACAACUGCCAAGUUACGAACAACAAGGCUGGCGACUCUGCGCCAUUCUUUUUGAAAAGCAACAGGGAGAAAAAGACAAAGACGACGCACAACGACAAGCCAUCAAAUUCAAGCAGUGGUGGAUACAGACGGUAUCAGCAGGCGCAGAGGCAGCCAUUCAAUCCAUCAAAAGGACCGAGCCCAACGACCCGUACGCUGAAAUCUUUACUGCCAUGACGUUUGGUCGUAUCAGUGAUGCAACCUCGCUGGCCGUGAAAAAGAAUGAUUACACGCUCGCCAUCUUCUUAUCUUCACCAAUGUCGCCCAAAAACGCCGUUAAUCAACGAAAAAAGUUAUCAUCCACCGCUGCCAUCAAGAGCGACUAUCAUGCCAAGAUAUGGCAGGCAUUAUCAGGCGAAGUCGAUUCAAACGUGACGGACGGAUUGGAUUGGAAGCAGACAUUGAUGCUCUACAUUCUGUACGGAAAGACACGGCCAGGCGAAGACCCGUUGAAUACCUUGCUUGGACGCUACUUUGAUAAGAACAAUACCACAACCAUAACACCGGCAAAAUCUUCAUCGCCGCCAUCAUCAUCUAAUAUCACUACCACUGCCACAUCUGCAUCUACGACAGCCGCAUCACUCAAGGCACGCGACUCUUCACCAUGGUACAACGUCGUCAAAUGGUGGUGGCAACGGACAUACAACAGCCAAAAUCCGACCACGGUCAAUGUGAGCGCCUGGCCGGCACGGCUAGCAUGGCGGUUUGCUAUAUCCUUUGCAGAUGACCUAUCACCGACUUUGGUUGCAAGUAUCGUGCGACGUUGGUGCACAGAACUGCAAGUGAUUGGUCUGGCGGAUAUGGCUCUAUUUGCAUCCCUGUUCAUAUCAAGCAAGGAGAACGUGGUAUCGAUUUUAUCGCGAUCGCCAUUUGUCGCCAACGAGUACAACGUUCCCGAAAGCUGGAUCAAAGAAGCGCAGAAUCUAUGGAACGCAUCGCUCACAGUAAAAAAGAAUACCCCACGUUCCGUUGCAGAAUCCCUUUAACGAAAUGUACAUAUAACAUAUCCAUCUCCAUCUCCCCUCUUCUGUCUUUCUCACAAUUCGCUAUACUUCCACAAACAAACCCCUCUCAUAUCUCGUCACUAAAUAGGUUUGCACAUACACAAAACAUAUGCUUUGAAAUAAUAAAUUGCUCAACAUCCCUUGCUUUUUUGGAAAUU